AUGUCCUGUACGGAGAAAUUCCCUGAUCAUUUAUUAUCCUUAAUAAAGACAUCUAAGUAUGUUCAUCUUGCGACGUCCUCUACUGAUGGCAUUCCAUCUGUUGCCUUAAUGAAUUAUGUUUAUGUACCCGCUUCUAGGACUUUUGGCCCUGAUGCUAACAAGGGCAAUGAUUAUAUCAUUUUUGCUACAUUUGCAAAUACUGAAAAAUAUAAUAAUAUUAAAACCAAUCCCAAUGUUUCUUUAUUAUUUCACGACUGGGUUACAGCCAAAAAUUUAUCUGUAAAAAAGAGAACUUUAUCAGAAACUUCGACACCAGAACCUUCAUCGAGUAAUUUAAACAAUCCAUCUGGAAUAACUACCGCAAAUCCUAGCAGACUGUUAAAUUUGCUACAAGAAUUGAAUCAGUCUGAAUUAAACGAAAUGAGUGCAACAAUUAAGGGGCAUGGUCUAUUGAUUGCUCCUGACACAGACGAAUCAAAAUAUUUUAAGAGACUACUACUAAAAUCCAACCCAGACGCAAGCGUAUUUAUUCAGGGUGAUAAUGUUCACAUUGUCAAAGUUAAGAUCGAAAGUGCUAAAGUAACUGAUAAUGAAAAUCAUACUAAAGUUUAUAAUUAA
Molecule: messenger RNA, 618 nt
Organism: Henningerozyma blattae CBS 6284
Lineage: Eukaryota; Fungi; Ascomycota; Saccharomycetes; Saccharomycetales; Saccharomycetaceae
Product: pyridoxal 5'-phosphate synthase
Exons: 1
Coding region: 1-618 (205 amino acids)
Cellular component (GO): cytoplasm; nucleus
Source: RefSeq, a predicted model, not a curated record